UUGCCUUGUCAAUAAAAAGUGCAAGACUCGGCAAAUUCCGAAUCAGAAAUCCCUAAAACUCAUUUUCUCCCAUUUUCUAAAUUCGCAGCGGAAGCGCUUUUUGACUGCUGCUCCUUCUCAUUGGAAGGUCCAAUGAACAAUCAUAGUAUGAACAGCAAUAACAAUUCAGUUCGGGCGAAUUUUGCUUUUGGCACUCCAGGGGGGAUGCAAAUGCCAAUGCAAAUACCCAUGAGUAGCCAACAACAGGUACCCCAUCUGUCUCAGUCACAACCUCAAGGCAGGCCCUACUUCCCUGGGCAUUUUCAAUUGUCAGAACCUCAAGUUCAGGCCUUUCCCCAGUCCCAGUCAGCUCAAGCUCAAGUGCAAAUCUUGGCCCCAUCCCAGACUAAUACUAACAUUGGUGUCUCAUCCCCCUCCAUGUCCACGCCAGGUUCCGGAACGGCAGGAACUGGGAAACGCCUUCAGAAGCCGCCUUCUCGACCUUCGGGGGGAUCAUCUGGUCAGGGCACUGCUUCUCCCAUGAAAACCAUGGAACUGGCCCCUGCUGUGCGUAGAGGGAAGCGGAAGCUUCCUGAUAAAGUAAUUCCAGAUAAAGUUGCAGCUAUAUUUCCAGAAUCUGCUCUUUAUAAUCAAUUGCUUGAAUUUGAGUCUCGUGUAGAUGCUGCCCUUGCGAGAAAAAAGGUUGACAUUAUGGAAACCCUGAAAAACCCUAUGCGAGCACAAAAGGUUCUACGGAUUUAUGUCUUCAAUACAUUUGCAAACCAAACAGGGAUAGAUUCACUGAAGGAAAAUGCUGGGCCGCCUUCAUGGUCUCUCCGGAUAAUUGGGAGGAUUUUAGAAGAUGGGAAAGAUCCUACUAUGGAAGGACCAAUGAAGAGAUCAAGCUUUUCCUAUCCAAAGUUCUCAUCUUUCUUCAAGAAAAUUACUAUAUACUUGGAUCAAAAUUUGUACCCAGAUAAUCAUGUAAUCUUAUGGGAGAGUUCCCGAUCGCCUGUGCUUCAUGAGGGCUUUGAGGUGAAGAGAAAAGGUGACAAGGAGUUCACUGCAAUUAUUAGAUUGGAAAUGAAUUAUGUGCCUGAGAAAUUUAAGCUCUCUCCUGCAUUGCAAGAAGUUCUUGGAAUUGAGGUGGAGACACGUCCAAGAAUCAUGGCGGCACUUUGGCAAUAUGUAAAGAUGAAAAAAUUACAGAUUUCCGGCGACACUUCUUUUUUCAUGUGUGAUCCACCUCUAAGGAAGGUGUUUGGAGAAGAAAAAUUGAAGUUCUCCAUGGUCUCUCAAAAGAUAACACCACACCUUACUCCACCUGGGCCGAUACAUUUGGAGCAUAGGGUAAAGCUUUCAGGGGCUAGUCCUGCUGGAAAUACUUGUUAUGAUGUUUUGGUUGAUGUUCCCUUGUCAGUAGAGGACAUGUCAAGUUUCUUGGCUAAUUUAGAGAAGAACAAGGUGAUUGAUGCAUGUGAUGAAGCAAUUUCUUCUUCUGUGAAGAAAAUACAUGAACAUUGUCGAAGGCGAGCUUUCUUUCUCGGAUUUAGUCAGUCACCUUCAGAGUUCAUUAAUGCCUUAAUUGCUUCUCAAGCAAGGGAUUUGAAGCUUGCCUCUGCUGAUGCCAGUGGAUUGAAGAUGCCGUUAUCCGGUACCUAAAUCGCAAGCCAGCUGUUGGGAGCGAUGCUGGAAACAAAUAGUCAGGUAACCAUUUAACUGUCGAGACGGUAUAUAGGUGACUUUCAUUUGUAUGGGUCCUCAUCAGUAUCUUGCAAUGGCGACUCAGAAGCUAUAACUGAUAGUUUUAUAGGUAUGGAGGUAGCGUGGUGCUAUCUAUUAGUAGUCUUAUGCUCACUUACUAAUGGAAGGUUUUCUAAUUGCUGAGUUUGUGUUGGAGAUAGUUAGAGGCUUGCUAAUUGCACAAAUCUCCUUUUUGGUUUAGAAAUUACAGUGAUCUUUUGCUUAUUUCUGGUUAACAAUCACUCUCUUUGUAGUAUAUUUUGUGGCUAACAAUCAGUAAUCAAUCUAACAGAAUUUGAUUA
This is a messenger RNA of Sesamum indicum (sesame), 2024 nucleotides long. The record is from RefSeq and is a predicted model, not a curated record. Lineage: Eukaryota; Viridiplantae; Streptophyta; Magnoliopsida; Lamiales; Pedaliaceae.